GCGUAACCUUAGACACACGUAAGGCGAGGGCACCGCGCUGUUUCCGUUUUGAAGGUGAAGCGUAUUUAUCCUUGCUGCAAAGAUGUCAUCGCUUUCUGCUGCCAGUGUGGAAAACGUGGUAGAGGAGAAAAAGCCCCUGAAACCAUGUUGUGCUUGUCCAGAAACGAAGAAAGUCAGGGACGCCUGCAUUAUUGAGAAGGGAGAGGAAAACUGCACACAACUCAUAGAGGCCCAUAAAGACUGCAUGAGAGCGUUGGGAUUCAAAAUUUAAUUAAACUUUGUGUGUGUGCCAGUGUCUGGAUGCCUGCUGUGUAGUGUUGCCUCCUGAUCUUAUUUAUGACCCUAAUAAAAGGGAAUAUAUACUGCUUCAGAGACUCCCCAUAUUGUCCUGGAUUUUUUAAUAUGAAAAACUGUGGAUAUAGAAUAAUGUGUGAAUAAAAUGUUCUAUACAAAA
Molecule: messenger RNA, 454 nt
Organism: Periophthalmus magnuspinnatus
Lineage: Eukaryota; Metazoa; Chordata; Actinopteri; Gobiiformes; Gobiidae
Product: cytochrome c oxidase copper chaperone
Exons: 4
Coding region: 83-271 (62 amino acids)
Biological process (GO): mitochondrial respiratory chain complex IV assembly
Cellular component (GO): mitochondrial intermembrane space
Molecular function (GO): copper chaperone activity; copper ion binding
Source: RefSeq, a predicted model, not a curated record